Phaethon lepturus (White-tailed tropicbird) is the source of this 1161-nucleotide messenger RNA. RefSeq names its product keratin 7 (gene KRT7). Gene Ontology annotation, molecular function: structural constituent of skin epidermis. Gene Ontology annotation, cellular component: keratin filament. The record is from RefSeq and is a predicted model, not a curated record. Gene Ontology annotation, biological process: keratinization; intermediate filament organization. Lineage: Eukaryota; Metazoa; Chordata; Aves; Phaethontiformes; Phaethontidae.
AUGGGGGGGAAGCGGUGCCAGCUCCAGCAGCGGGGGCUGCCUGGCCGCGAGGUUCAGCUCUGGCACAGGCAGCAGCUCAAGCAUGAGGCUCAGUGCACUCACUCCGCCAUCACCUCCAUCUAUUCGACCUCUGGCUUUGGAUUUCCCCAGCUGCUGCCAAGGGUUGGCAGAGCCCUGGGGGUCUGCGCACCCAUUGCUAAAGUCACGGUCAACGAGCAUCUGCUCCUGCUCAAGGUGGAGAUGGACCUAAACCUUCCGUCUGUGAAGUACCAGGAAAAGGAGCCCAUCAAGAGCCUCAAUAACAAAUCUGCAUUUUUCAUUGACAAGGUCCAAUUCCUGGAGCAACAGACCAAGGUGCUGGAGACCAAAUGGGGAUUUUUACAGAAACUAAAGUUUUACAGGAGCAACACUAAGCCAAUGUUUGAAACUUAUACUGGCAACUUGAAGAGGCAGCUGGGUGUUCUGGGAAGCAAAAGAGCCAAGCUGGAAACAGAACUGAGCAACAUGCAGGAUAUCGUGGAAGAUUACAAGAACCAGUAUGAAGAGCAAGCCCACUGGCAAACAUGUGCAGAGAAUGAGUUUGUCAUGCUCAAAAAGAUAAAUGACACGGAUUGCACCGACGUGAACCAAGCUGAGCUUGAAGCCAAGGUGGAGUCCCUCAUCCAAGAGAUCAACUGCCUGAGGAGACUUCAUGAAGUGGAAAUCACGCAGCUCCAAGCAUCCGUAUCAGACACCUCUGUUACUAUGCAAAUGGACAACAGCUGAGGCCUGGGCAUGGAUGACAUCAUAAUCGAUGUCAAAGCUCAAUAUGACAACAUUACCAAAAAAAGCCGGGCUGAUGCAGAAACCUGAUACUACAGCAAGUAUGAGGAACUGAGAGAAACCACUGGCAAACAUGACGACAGGUUGCAUAACACAAAGAAUGAAAUUGUGGAGCUGAAUUGGGUGAUCCAGAGACUAACUGGAGAAUGUGAAAAGACCAAAGCCCAGAGAUGCAAACUGGAAGGAGCCAUUGCUGAAGCUGAGGAGCACUGGGAAGUGGUUGUCAAGGAUGCAAAGGGCAAACUUUUCGAGCUGGAGGCAUCCCUGCAGAAGGCGAAGCAGGACAUGGCCCGUGAGUACGAGGAAGUCACGAAUGUCAAGCUGGCCCUGGACGUUUAG